ACACACCCACAGAAAACAGGACACUAGCGGCCGUCGGACGAAUGUUUACCGAGCAGGCAUAGAGUGGUGGUGAGGAAAGUGACAGUCACACUGGAGGCUCGGUGUAUGGUGAAGCACAGGUGAUUUCAGCCUUCACGGUUGCAUUUUACAGCGGAAUGUUCACUCGAAGGGGGCAUGGAGACGUCAAGAAAUCUACACAGAAAGUUCUGGACCCAAAGAAGGAUGUACUGACCCGGCUGAAACACCUGCGGUCACUGUUAGAUAUCAUUGACAAGAGUGAACUGAAGCCGUUCUUCGAAAGCAACUGUUCUCAGAUAUAUUUUAUCUUCUAUGAAAAUUUCAUUACACUGGAAAGCAACUUAAAACUAAAAGGGAACAAAUCACAAAGGGAGGAGCUGGACUCUAUCCUCUUUAUUUUUGAAAAAAUUCUACAACAUCUGCCCGAGAAGAUCUACAACAGAUGGCAGUUUCACAGUAUUGGUUCUAUUCUGAAAAAGCUUCUACACACUGGAAAUUCAUUCAAGAUCCGCUGCGAAGGGAUCCGUCUCUUCCUGCUGUGGCUGCAGGCCCUGAGGGACAACUGUGCCGAGGAGCAGUUCCUUAUCUUCGCCUGUCUGGUGCCGGGAUUCCCCGCUGUGCCCUCCUCCAGAGGGCCUUGCACCCUUGACACCAUCAUUUACAACCCCUUCUCCAACCCCCCUGAUGCCAAGGUGGUGCCUGAGGAGAUUACCCCCCUGGUCCCGGCUGUGGUUGGAGAAAAGGUUGCAGAGGAUCAGACCUGUUACAUCCUCGAGACUCUGCUCAAGUACAUGGUCAUCCAGGCCUCCAGUUUAGAAUGGAAGAACAAAGAGAACCAGGACACAGGCUUCAGGUUUCUCUUCAGCCUGUUCAAGAAGUACUACCUUCCACAUCUCUUCCCCUCCUUCACCAAGCUCACAAAUCUCUACAAGCCUUUACUAGACCUCCCCCACCACAGACCCAAACCCUUGUAUGUGCCAGUGACGCGGAACAAUGAGAGCACCUUCUGCACCAGGGACCAGUACCUGUCCCCCCGCGUGGCCUUCAUCACCUGGCUGGUCACCUUCUUCCUGGAGAAGAAGUAUGUGAGCAGUGCUGCUGCGGCGCAGAGCGCCAAGAACGGCACAGAGGUCAUUCCCAAACUCAUCCAGACUGUCACUGCGGGCAGUAGCAGCCAGGAGAAGGAGAAGGAGAAGGAUAAGACGUCAGAUGGGGAUACUAACGGGCCAGCAGGGGAGCCGGAGAAGAGCCACUCCAACAGCAGCACGCUGUCAGACCGCCGGCACAGCGACUCCAGUCUGUGUAGCAUCGAGGAGGAGCACCGCUAUGUGUAUGACAUGGUGCACGCCAUCCUUCUGUCCACCAGAGACAAUGUGAAUUUUGUCAACGAGGUCUUCCACCAGGCCUUCCUGCUGCCGUCUUGCGAGGCAUCAGCAACCAGGAAGGUGAUUAAAGUGUACAGGAAGUGGAUCCUGCAGGAUAAGCCCAGCUUCAUGACGGAGCCUGAAGUACCAACUCCGGGAGAAGAGAUGGAUGGCCGCCCUGAACAGAUACUCAGCUCAGAGGCAAACAGCAUGCACGUACAGUCGGCAGAGAGUCUCGGCCACAGACGCUCGUCCAGCUGGGGGAGGACUUACUCCUUCAGCAGCGCCAUCAGCAGGGGCUUCUUCACCGAGGCGCAGAACAGGGACGUCAAGGCUGGCAUCCAGCCCACACUACAGGUGUUCCUGACCAACUCCUCCAAUGUUUUCCUGCUGGAGCCAUGCCAAGAUGUAGCUAAACUCCUGGAUAACCAGGUGGAGGUGUGCAAGGGUGUUCUCAGCAUCUACCGGCACAUGAUCAUGGAGCACACGAUGAACACACAAACUUGGGAGCAGAUGCUGCAGGUACUGCUGAGGAUCACAGAGGCAGUGAUGAAGAGGCCACAGGAAAACCAAAGAAAAGACAGCUUCGCUGAAAGUUUAGCAUCUAUACUUUUUAGGACCAUCAUCGUGGCGUGGGUGCGAGCCAACCUGUGCGUGUUUAUCUCCCGGGAGCUGUGGGACGAGCUGCUGGCAGUGCUGUCCUCUCUCACCUGCUGGGAAGAGCUGGUGACAGAGUGGGCCAGCAUCAUGGACUCGCUGACGGCUGUGCUGGCGCGCUCCGUUUACGGCCUGGACAUGGCCAGCCUGCCUCUGGACAAACUCAGCGAGCAGAAGGAGAAGAAGCAGAGAGGACGUGGUGCGCUCCAGGACUCCCAGAAGGCAGCAGCAGUGGCGCGUUCCUUCUCACUGAGUCGGAGAAACCAAGGGGAGCAGGGCGUGCCGGGGGGGCAGGAGCCCAUGAGGAUUCGCUCCGCCACUACGUCAGGAGCCCCCGGUGUAGAGAAAGCCCUUUACAAUGUUCGACAGAAGGCCUCCGCUAAGCGAAGCCAGUCCAUCAGCAACUGUGUUCAUCUGUACGAAGCUUUGCCCAAUGCUAAAAGCGUUCCUAUGCUUCUCCACACUGUGAGCUCUUUCUUGCCUGGUAUCUCUUCUGGUAACUCUGCUUGCUCUCACAGACUCUCAGACGUGGAUGAGGGUCAGCUGUCAGAGUGUGGGGGGGAGGAGGAGCUGGGAGGCGGGGAAAGCCCUCUGCCACGUAGCAGCAGCACCUCCGACAUCACUCAACAGCUCUCUGACACUUUACCAGCCCAGAAGAGAGAGAGCUCCCCUACUUCCUGUGGCUCUGAUAGCAGGACGUCUGAGGGGAAGAGAGAGGUCAACGAGCCACCAGUGAUUCUCAUCCGGCGCUGCAGCAGUCCAACUGAGACAGAGGUCACCGCUGAGGGACAGUCAAACCAAGCAAGACACAAGCUCAGAGAGAAAAGUGAGAGUGUAAGCAGUGAGACGUCCAACGGCUACCUCAAUGAUGCUGAGGUCACCUGGCAGGCGUUUGAUGAGGAAGCGGACACUCAGUCCACACAGUCGGCUCACAUGGACGUGACGGCGGACCCCCAGAGCCAGGGGAGUCUGCUGCUCAGCCAUAAUGAGGCUCUAGCAGGUCCCGAGUAUCUCCUCCCUCCCCACUCUGCACCCCCGUCCUUCCACCACCACAACCACUACCAAUACCCCCAGCACCCGCCCGCCUCCCCGGCCCUGCUGGUGCACACAGAGUGCCCCAUGGACGACACCAUGCAUCAGUCUGUCUUACACAUGCCACACCACCUGGACAGUAGUGAGUGUCUGGCUGAUGACGUCAGCAUAAUUGCGGGUGGGACCCUGACUGGAUGGCAUGCUGACUCGGCCUUUGUCCUGUGGAGGAGGAUUUUGGGUAUCCUUGGAGAUGUCAACUGCAUCCGCUGCCCAAGAAUCCAUGCCAAGGUCUUCUUCUGCCUUUAUGAGCUCUGGCAUAAGCUGGCCAAGAUCCGGGACAACCUCGGGAUUAGUGUGGACAACCAGUCGUCUCCUCCCCAGCCCGACUACAUCCCUCCUCUUCGAAUGCUGGCCUCCUGGCUCUUUAGGUCCACCAUGCUGCCAUCUGAGUACAAGGCUGGGAAGCUGCAGGCCUUCAAGCUGAUCUGUGAGAUGAUGACCCGGCACCAGGAUGUUCUCCCUAACAGCGACUUCUUGGUGCACCUCUACCACACCAUGCACAAAGGCAUUACCAGCAACGACCAGGAUGUUUUGAACACCAUCAUCCGUGCCUGCUCUCCACGUUUCUUCUUCCUCGGCCUGCCCGGCUUCACCAUGCUUGUUGGAGAUUUCAUCACUGCCGCUGCCCGCGUCCUCAGAUCUGACUCCUCAGAGGCUCCGAGGAUGGAGGCUCAGACAAUCCUGGGCUCCCUGGUGUGCUUCCCCAACCUCUACCUCCAGAUUCCUGUGCUGCAGCGUGUGCCCGGCUCUGAUGACAUCAUCGUAGGAAAUGAGGAUAUCAAGGAUUACCUGGUGAACAUCCUCCUAGAGAUGGCAACAAGGGAACACUGUGAAGGAGCCAGGUGCAUUGCUGUGUGCACUCUGGGUCUGUGGGUUUGUGAGGAGCUGACGCAGAAGAACAUCCACCACCAGGUUAAAGACGCCAUCAAUGUGCUGGGCGUAACACUAAAGUUUGGAAACAAAGCAGUGGCUCAAGUGGCCUGUGACGUAUUCCAGCUGCUCAUCUCUCACUGGGAACAUCUCCAGAGGCUGGAGCCCACUCUACCUAAGAAAAUCAUUGAGAUCUUUGUGGCCACAAUAGCCUUUUUGUUGCCGAGCGCGGAGCACUCAACAGUGGAGGCAGACAAAAAGUUGAUGGUGUCCCUGCUGCUCUGCCUGUUGGACUGGUGCAUGGCUGUUCCCUUGAGUCUGCUGCUGGAACCCAUCACUAUGCCUUCUCCGGAGGACCGCACAUCCCAUAAGGCCCCGCUGCUGGACUACAUCUACAGGGUGCUGCACUGCUGUGUGUCGGGCUCCACCCUGCACACCCAACAGAGCCACUACCUGCUCAGUCUGUCGGACCUGUCGCCCGACUAUGACCUCAUGUUGGGUCAGGUUAAGAGCUUCGAGCCCCCACCCUCCCAGACAACCUCCUCCGACUUCGGCAACCUGCUCACAGUCGCUGAGGAAAAGCGUCGUCGGAACAUGGAGCUGAUUCCCCUGACAGCACGGAUGGUCAUGACCCACCUGGUGAACCAUCUGGGCCACCACCCGCUGAGCGGCGGCCCGGCCCUUCUCCACAGCCUCGUGAGCGAGAACCACGACAACCCUUAUGUGGAGUCGUCCGAGCUGUCCUCCGAGGUUUUCAAAAGCCCAAACCUCCAGCUGUUUGUGUUCAACGACAGCACGCUGGUGUCCUACCUGCAGAUCCCUGCAGAGACCCCCGCCGUCGGACAGCCCCCCAAAUCUUCCUCCCAAGUACGUGUGAUCGUCCGCGACAUCUCGGGGAAGUACUCGUGGGAUGGCGCAAUCCUCUACUGCACCAACCAUGACGACUGUGAUGAUGCAGGCGUUUUUGAUGCAGUUGAUCGCCCUCUUUCCACCACCUCUCAUGACCCUCACAGCAGAAACCAGCCUGACUCUCCAACAAAUGGACCGUACAAAAACCAUUGCUCAGUCUCCGACUCGCUGUCAGACUGCUACGAGGAGGAAGGGUUGGAUAUAUUGGACACGCUUUUGGAGGACUUGGGCCACAGCAGCCCAGAAUGCCUCCCCGUACCACAGCUCAGGCUAAACCAGCCAGCCCCCUCCCCGCAUGGCAUGAACUUAGAGCAAGAGAGCGCCAUCAUGGAGGCAAUCUUGCGUCAGAUGCAGCAGGAGGAGGAGCAGGUGAGGAGGUGGGAUGCUGACUUGAGCUUUAAGGCUGCCUGCCAGAGUGAACCGUCCCACCAGGAACCAAAAGCUCCUUUCUACUUUUGCCGGCUGCUGCUCAAUGACCUUGGCAUGAACUCUUGGGACCGCAGGAAAAGUUUCCAUUUGCUGAAGAAAAACUCCAAACUUUUAAGGGAAUUGAAGAACUUGGAUUCCAGGCAAUGUCGAGAAACACACAAGAUCGCUGUGUUCUACAUUGGAGAGGGCCAAGAGGACAAGUGCUCCAUCCUGUCUAACAGCGCGGGCAGCCAGGCCUAUGAGGACUUUGUGUCAGGACUGGGAUGGGAGGUGGACCUGGCCACACACUGCGGCUUUAUGGGAGGCCUCCAGAGGAAUGGCAGUACGGGUCUAACGGCUCCUUAUUAUGCUACCUCCACUGUGGAAACCAUCUUCCACGUCUCCACUCGCAUGCCAUCUGACUCUGACUGCCUUACCAAAAAGCUACGUCACCUGGGAAACGACGAGGUGCACAUAGUGUGGUCGGAGCACAGCAGGGACUACCGGCGUGGCAUCAUCCCGACUGACUUUGGAGACGUGCUGAUCAUCAUCUACCCCAUGAAGAACCACAUGUAUUUCAUCCAGAUCAUGAAGAAACCACAGGUUCCUUUCUUCGGGCCUCUGUUCAAUGGCGCCAUCAUCACGGGGACGCUGCUGCCCAGCUUGGUGCGGGCCACCUGUGUCAAUGCCAGCAGAGCUGUCAAGUCCCGGCUGACUCUCUACCAGAGCUUCUAUGAGGAGCGGGCGCUCUACCUGGAGGCCAUUGUUCAGAACCACAGAGAGGUCAUGACCUUCGAAGAUUUUGCCUCACAGGUCUUCUCCCCCUCUCCUGGCUAUCCAAUGAGUGGGACAGCACUAACCAAGCUUUAUUUACGGAGUGCUCUGACAAAGGGGUAAAGGGACAGAGAAACCAGGCUGUUUAUUUGGGGGGUGUCCUACUGUUUAGGCCAGGCUGGUAAUUGAAAGUGAUGCACGGUGGGGACAAUUAGCACCUGACUAAGUAGCAGCAUGAACAAUAAGGCUACACUUCUGGCCCUCGCUUCUGCAUGUAGCGCGCCUUUAUCUCUUGCCCCAGCAAACACUUUUCUCUUUCCUUUCUUUCCCCCAAUCCGUCCACCCCCCUUAUUUCCUCCUGUUGGAGUGUGCCUGUUUGCCUGGGGCAGACUGAGACUAACACCUGCCGCACUGGAAGAUGUCUUUGUCAUCUAAAGCCUUGUUUGAAUUGCUGCAGAGGGGACCAAUGGGAUAGCAGGGCCAUUUAAAGACCCUCUUUGUUUUCUUUCUCUCUCCCUUAUUCCUCCCAUGUGAAAUAAACCUCACUGUAAGGCAGAUUGGGCUGAGCAAGGAGCGGAAAUGCGGAGUUAAAAUUACCAUAAUGAUACAUUAGCCUCUUCUUGAUCUGGGUUAUUUUUUUUUCAAGCGGUAUCUUACUAUGAAAAUGAAUUCUUACAUGAGGCCAUACAGUGAAGAACAUCAAUUAACCGAUGCAGCCGCAGUCAUUAAGUGCCACAGUGGGAGUGAUGACUGUUUAGUGCAGCAUGUUUUAAUGGCCGCUAAACGAAAAGGGAAGUCUGUUGAGUGGGUGGUGAACUGUACCGCACUAUUGUCAGUGUGUAUUGGCUGUAAUAGGUGGUUGCCUUCCUCCUGUCUAUCAUAUGUUUUCACAGUACAUGCAGAUGGAGUUAAGCCCACAAAAAGUGUUUACUGUAGGAAUGAGUAGAAGAAUACGGGAAUGCAGGAAUUAUUCCGUCCAUCAGACCAGCCUAUUUUCUUCUUUUUUUUUGCCAAGCCAGUCCCUUUUUUUAUAUUCAUAUGCAGAUUUGAGAAUCCAUGUUCGGACCCCCCUCGCCUCCCCUCUAGCCGUUCACAAUACACACACCCUAUGUUUCAUCCAUAGCCCAGCCCUCCUCUCCCAGUGAGCGCGGCCCUGGAUGCUGCCGGUGGCCACUGUGCUGCUGAGUGUCUGUUACUCCAGCCAUCUGCCGUUCCUUUUAGCCGCUGCAACUUGAGAUGCCUCGGAAAAAUGGCAGGAAAUAAAAGGAUAGGAAAGAAAAUAGGCAACCAGAUGCCACCUCCACAAAGCAGAAAAGUUGUUUAAACUCGAGGCAUGGGGGCCAAGGGGGGGGGGGGGGGGGAGGUAGGCAGGCAGCAGGUCUGGGUUUGGUCAGGGGCACACUGAGAAAGUCCGGGCGACGUUCACAAUACUUGAUUGCCCCCCCCAUGCCCACUUCCCGGCCCAUUACUUCUUGCUGUCCCCUUAUCUGUGAAAAACAUUUUUUUAUAAAAAGAACGGUACUUAACAAUGGGAAGGCUCCACAUGUUCACAACAAGAGCAUAAUGUGCAAUUUUAUUUCCAUUCAAAGCAUUUUGCUGUCACACUGUGAACUGAAUACUUUUUUUUUACCCUUAGCUACAAAGGUUGCCUCAUUUUUGUAUGUCAUUUAAGCAUCUGGAAGCUCUGUAUUCGGAAGAAAGGCGGCUUCUCUUUUAACAAGCUUUGCUUUCCCACAGCAUGUGAAAGAAGCACGUUAUCUCUGAAAUAUUUGAAAUCACUUUCUCAUAUCUUAAUUGUAAUGACUUAAUGGGUGAAACAAACUCAAAUCUCAGCACUUUGACAGUUUGAAUUGUACGUUUUUGUGAAUGUCGGUGAAAAAACCAGGUGAUCUUGUUUGUGGUAGCAGCCAAAUGCAUGACAAAGCAUGCUGGGAUAAAACGGCAAUCACACAACCUGAUGAACCCCACUGCCAUGUCUAACUCUGUCUCAUCUAUUGUUGUCCUUUUCUUCCUGUCCACAAUCUCUCCCUCCAUCUCUCUCCCAGGCUCCUUCACCGGCAGCGUGAGCACAGAAUCCGGAAGCAACGCAGGACCAACGGACCCCGUGGACCAGGUUUCUCCCACAAUGCCCCGUGCCACGAAGAACAGAGUGUCCGGAAAGCUCCGCCGGUCAGCCAGCGCUAUAAGCAAAUCCUCCAACUGAGCUCUUCAUCCCGUCCCCUUUUCCCCACCCGAGUGCAGCCUUUAAUCUUUCUCUCAAAGAGCCUCACACACCCAGCCGUGACUGCAAGUGUUUCUUGGCGUGUACUGUUUUUCUUUGUUUUAUUUCGUGUCAUAUAAACAUGUAACUGGAGCAUAAUGCAAUUUUUUAAUUUAAGUGGCAAUCAUUGAUUUUCGUUGAUACAUUUCUAUUUGUUGUGGUGUUUAACUGCUUAAUCGAGAUGGACAUGUGACUACGCUAUUUAUGUUCACCCUGGUGGUUUCAGCAUAAGGACCAGCAGCAUAGGAAGACUUGAAUGAGAAGUCGUGAAAGGAACCUGUGAUAAAAAGAAAUGUCAUUUUUAUUUUCAUGUUUCUAGUGUUGUCUCUAUGCACUGGAGAGUAAGGCGUUCUUACUAUGUUAAGGGAAAGGGAGACUGCUUCACCCUGUUUCUGUAUCUCAUCUGUCUCAACACUUAAUGUGACAAAGCACUGAAGGACACCGCUGUAAACGGCAUCAUGCUAGAACUGCACAAAUGUUGGGAUCCAUUUAUAAAUAUGUUUGCCUUUUUUUACCUCCUACCUUUCUGCUGUGUCAAAGAUAGCCACUGGGGACAGGAAGUUGCUCUUAAGCACCAGUGUGGACCAUGUUCAUGGACUUCCAUACACUGAGGAAGGAAGAAAGAAACACUGAUGCAUGGGGAUAGCCUCCCCAGAACUGUCCGUGCUCCCUGCACUACCACACAUACUUUCUGAGUCCCUGCAGGACGUGCAGUCAGGAGGAUUUUUAAUUGUCUUCAACCCAGAGUGGACAAUCAAUGACGUCUUUUCUAACUGGAGCUUAAUAGAAAAUCUGUUUGGGGUUGUGUUGUUUUUUUUACCCCUCUAAUUUUCAUUUUUAAAUGAAUUCCGAUGGAUUGUGUCAUGAUUUGAUUUAUGCAACUCUGCUGAAACGAGAAAAGACUGCGUUUGUAAUUGUUUUCUGAUGUCGUUAACUUGGGCUCAUGUCCGGUAAUUGAAUAAGUUCCUCCUGUCUCUUUCCUCCGCUAUCAGUUUCCCCUGUCCUGUGAAACGAAGGCAUCGACAUUCCAAUGUUUAUUUUUUGCACUGUCAUUGAUUUACCUAGCAUUUGAAUGUUUCUCUUCGUUCUUGGAUGUAAAUUGCUUUACAUUUUAUUUGCUAGAUUUAUAUUAGAAAGGACUAUUUGAUGUUGUAUUGUAUUAUCUAUUCAUGUGCUGUUUUAGAGGAAAUAUGCCGCCAGAGCCUCAGGUGAAUCUUAAGUCCAUGCACUGGUGUGUUUGAGUGUGUGUGUAUGAGUGUGUGAGUUUCAGAGGGAGCUUCUCACAGUGCCUGUGUUAUGUCUGUCCUCUAACAUGCUGUCCAACACCACCUCUCCUCCCCGUAAUCACAUUGUAGUUUCUCUUCUUUUGUGACUCCCUGCAUCACAUCUCCAUCAUUAGUUAGUAGUCUAAAACAAAGCCCCCCACCCCCCCUCUCCCUCUCUGUGUCUCUAAAGGUCAGCGUCUUGUGCUUCCCACAACAAAAACAGCAGCAGAUGGCUUUGUGGGGUUCUCUCUUUUAGUCUUUAUUACAGGUGGUGCGCUGCUCCGUCCCUGAAUAGGAGUCAAGGAGGCACCUCCACUUUCCCAUAAUCCUCCGCCCUCGCCCACAUCGCCUCCCAAGAGAGGGGUGGGUGUUCUGCGUUUAGGUGGCAUGCCUGAGCUGAACUCUAGCAGCCCUCCUAGCAACAGCCUUGCCGACGCUCACUUCUCCAACCUGCCCGCUCGGGGUAGUCAUGGCAGCCAGGUGUUCCACACACACCCUCAGAGGGCUCCACCCAAGCUGCAACUCUAUCCCCAUCUGUUGCACUACUAUGCCUUACUUUCCCCCCAUCGCUCUCCUGUCUGUUGUCUUUACUAACCUGCACACGUCGCCUCCUUUUGUUUGGGUUGAUUCAUUUUUUUUGAAGAAUGUAUAAAUAUAGGCCUGGAUCACAUCUAUGUUUUUGUUAUUUCCCCCCCGCCCAGGAUGCUGAUCUUAAAGAUUGUAGUUUAUUAGCAGAUGUCUUUAGAAAGGGGUCUGUGCUCCCCCUUUGGUGGUUUAGUUGGCUGGAGAUGUUAGUUUUGGACCAAGAUAAGGAUUGUGUGUCUUAUAAAUGUGAGGAAACUGAACUAGUGUUAGCCCUAGUAUGUUUUUUUCUCUCUUUCUUCUCGUUUUAGAAAAAUCCUUGUACAUUGUGUCAAAUUUGAAGGCUCGAGCUCCUUCCGAAUAUAAAUAUAUGAAUGCCUGUAAUAUAAUCUUUGUAUAAGAGAAAGAGGAACAAAAGCUUGAAGAUUUCAUCAUUACUUGUCAACAUAUCAAACUGUUUUUAACGACCGAGUUCCUGCUAUCUUUAUUAGAAAUGUGAAAAUUGAAACAUUUCAUUAAAUCAAUUUGAAAUUCUA
This is a messenger RNA of Gymnodraco acuticeps, 10735 nucleotides long. RefSeq names its product Ral GTPase activating protein catalytic subunit alpha 2 (gene ralgapa2). NCBI's taxonomy places the organism in Eukaryota, Metazoa, Chordata, Actinopteri, Perciformes, Bathydraconidae. The record is from RefSeq and is a predicted model, not a curated record. Gene Ontology annotation, biological process: regulation of small GTPase mediated signal transduction; positive regulation of GTPase activity. Gene Ontology annotation, molecular function: GTPase activator activity. The coding region runs from base 156 to 6215 and encodes 2019 amino acids. The transcript has 41 exons. Gene Ontology annotation, cellular component: nucleus; cytoplasm.